AAACACUACACGAAUAGAUCGAUGACCUCUUUCAGACCAUUCCCGCUAUUUGUUUAACACCUUCAUUUCGUUAGACCAACAAAAUUUAAUAGUAGAAACAGUCUUAUACACAACAACAUGAGAGGUGGUCUACCAACGGAGAGACGACAACCCGUCAUGAAAAUGGUGGACCAAAAAGUGCAGGUCACUUUAGGGAAAGGUGAUGCAUCUUUUAGAGAGACACCGACGGAAUUAGAAGGGAAUGUUGUAAUGAGUGGCAAAGUUCUUGUUAAUGGCAAGAAGAAAAGACUUAACUUUGGUGCUGCCCUUACCAGAGAAGAGAUCAGUGACAUUGCGGAAGCUACAAUCACUGACAUGGGUCUUGAAGAAUGUUCAGACAGGACCAUUGGAAACUGGCAUUUGCGUGGAAUAAGCGGAGGAGAGAAGAAACGGCUCAGUAUUGCCCUCGAGAUUCUUAGAAACAUAGCAAGCAGUGGCAAAACUGUGAUUUCUUUAAUCCAUCAGCCGAGUGGUGAGGUUUUCGCCCUCUUUGAAGACCUGCUACUUCUGCCUGGAGGAGAAACCGUUUACUUUGGCCAAGCAGAAUCUUCAACAAUGUUCUUCGGUGAAGGGGGUUUUCCUUGUCCUAGUAGAGGGAAUUCGUCUGACCACUUCCUUCGAUGUGUCAAUUCCGAUUUCGAUAAUGUCUUAGUGGCUUUGGUUGAAUCUCGGAGAAUCCAUUUUUGUUUUUCCAUGAGCUUACAAUACACUCAAGCUCCGGAACUCGAUGGUUGCCUCUGCAGGAUUCUUCUUUCUCUCUUCACCAACUACAUGAAACUUCAAACACAUUAGAUCCUCUAGAUGAUAUACCAACAGCAGAAAUUAGAACAACUCUUGUCAGAAAAUUCAAGUGUUCAGUAUAUGCAGCAGCUUCAAGAGCAAAAAGUCAAGAAAUAACAUUGAUAGUA
Arabidopsis arenosa is the source of this 947-nucleotide messenger RNA. The record is from the annotation of a GenBank genome assembly. NCBI's taxonomy places the organism in Eukaryota, Viridiplantae, Streptophyta, Magnoliopsida, Brassicales, Brassicaceae.